This is a messenger RNA of Zea mays, 769 nucleotides long. RefSeq names its product glucan endo-1,3-beta-D-glucosidase-like. The transcript is spliced from 2 exons. Bases 140 to 490 code for a protein of 116 amino acids. Lineage: Eukaryota; Viridiplantae; Streptophyta; Magnoliopsida; Poales; Poaceae. The record is from RefSeq and is marked validated.
GUGAGUGUUGUUCCCUUCCCUUUAUAAACCAGAGAACCUGCAGUGCAGUGCAGGCAGAGUACUCCGUCUGAUCUCGGUGAUCUGUCUCCACGACAAGGAGUGCACUGUCAGCUCUAGCUUGCUGCAGAACAAGGGCAAGAUGGCAAGAGGUGGUCGGCUACUGAUCCUCUCCCUGGGGCUUGUGCUCCUCUACUUCGUCUCAGGAAGUGUUGCUGCUGCUGCUGCACAGAAAACGUGGUGCGUUGCCAAGCCGUCGGCGUCCAACGAUAUCCUGUCUCUGAACCUCAACUACGCGUGCUCCCAGGUGAGCUGCGGCGUGAUCCAGAAGGGCGGGCCGUGCUACUACCCGGACAACCUGGUGUCGCGCGCCGCCGUCGCCAUGAACCUCUACUAUGCCGCCAAUGGCAGGCACCCCUGGAACUGCUACUUCAACAACUCGGCGCUCGUGGUGCAGUCCGAUCCCAGCUAUGGAUCCUGCACCUACUACUGAUGUCUGUCUGAUGCUCUUUUGUAGCAGAGAUCGGUCGAUGAAAGGAAAUAUAAUCCCUGUGUAUGCUGUGCUGUGUUGUGUCUAGAGAUGACAAUAGGGACCUGAUUCCCCCGUGGGGAAUUUCCUAUUGCUAUCCCUAGUUGCGUCCUAGUAGAAGUGUCUCUUGUUCCAUCCAGUUGAUAUGCAUGAUAACAUUUGGAGAUGCAUGCAUGUGAUUUUGUAUUCGAGGAUAUGGUGUGAUCGCAAAUGAACAAAGUGAUGCAAGGCAGCAAUCAUUCA